UGCAGUAAGCAACCAGGUGCUUCUGAAUGUUGGAGGAAUGGCACCCUCCAGAUCAAAGGCCCAGAAGAGAGGUGUCAGGACAAAGAAAGCAGGUAAGGAGAAAGCUUCUCAUUCUGAGAAGAGCCUUCCUGAGGAUUCCAGAGUCCAAGAUGGGAGACCCAGGAAAAGAAAGGGCAAUGGCCAGGCUACAUGCAAAGACAGUUCUUCUGAACAAGGCACAGUCCCUGAAACCACAUGUGUGACAGGUGCCUCAAAGAGCCAGAGAGAAGAAAGGGUUAAGGGAGGCAAAGAGAGUGGCCACAGGCAUAAAAGCAAAGAGGACAGAGCCUCCAAGAGCAGUAACAGAAGAGAACUUGGUUCUGGUGGAAAAGAUGGAGAGCAAUUAUCAUCCAAGGUGGAAAAGAGAAAAGCAAGGGUCUCCAAGCGCCAUGGUCUGGGAUUAGGCCAAGGAAACCAGGCCAGUGUUUGCAAUGAGGAAAAGGCCACUGAGGACAGCAAGAAAUGUCAUUGUAAAAGGAAACACAGAGAGCACCUUACUCAAACCGAAUGUGUCAUUGAAGCUGAACCUAUAAAGUCCUUCACAGUGGGAAGUGAAGCCUCUUCACAGAAACACAAGUUGCCUUCAAGCAGCAGCCAUGCCAGUACUGGGAAAAAAUAUGAUAGGAAAUGUUUCUUCAAAGAAACCACUGACAAAAAGUCAGGUUCCCAGCUACAGAGGAGUUGUGAGCUUAGCUCCAAGGCAGCAAAGAGUAAGGGUGAUGGGCACAAGAAGAAACAAGGUGGGAAACCAGCCAAGCCUAUUUCCAGUGCCAGUGAGGAAGAAAAGACCCUGGAAAGCUCAGAGGAUGAAUCUCAUUCUGACUGGAGCCAAGAAAAAAGAAAAAGAACUACUGACAAUAUCACUGAAACCAGUGAAGACCAGGGAGGCUCAUCAGAGGAUGAAUCUUCUAGUGAAGAAGAGGAAAUCCAGCCUUCAUCCAAAGGAAAAGACUGCCAAGAGCCACAGGAUGCAAAUAGCGAUGUGACCAGUGAAAGAGAACAGGUGGUGGUGGGCCAAAGAAGAGAGACUGAAGAUGAAGAAACUGACUCUGAAGAGGCUGAGGUUGGUGGGGAAAUGAAGGAGCUGGAUCCAGUGCCUGUGCAGAAAAAAUCUACCGUAAGUGUCAGCAGUGAAGAUGGUGGUACGAGUAUUUCAGGGUAUGAAGUCAAAAGCUCACCAGAGGGAAGAAAUGAGAAUGAUGGUGAAGAACGGGAAGAUCAAUUGGGAAAGGACAACAAUGAAGAAGUGCCUGAAGAUGAGCAAGAUGCAUCAGAAAGUGAUAAGAAGGAUGGCACUGAAGAAAAAGAUGCCCAAGAGCAGGAGAACCCAAGAAAAAAACCUCUACCUAGUACCAUGAAAGCAACGCUCCUGAAUGUUGGCUUGAGCAAACCCCUCCAGGAAAAUGAGCAGGGAGGGAAGGUGCAUGACAGUGACAGCAUGGUAAAAGUCAAGCCUGCAUCAGUCACACAACAGGCACGCCUGAAAAAGAAAUCCCGGAGGCUGGAGACUGCAAAACACCAUCAGGAGUUAGGAGGUAUAAAUCAGGGUAAUUCUUCCUCUGGUUGCAACAAAGAGGAAGAAGCAGUCACUUUGAUUGCGAAGAAGUAUAGUCAUCUUGCUUUCCAAUCCCAAAUCCUCCUGAAUCUGAAGAACAAGCAUAAAGAUGCUCAGGCCAAACUGUUAGUGAGUAGUAAACAGACUCCUCUCCAGAAGGCAGCAGAAACCAGCACUGACCUGGAGAAGGUGGAAAGCUGUUCUAAAACCAGUGCCCCGAAAUCCCUCAGGGCACGAAGGAAACCCAGCCUGGCAAAGAAUCUAGGAGAGGCAAGAUCAAGUCUUUCCAAUGCUUCAACCUGUUCCUCUAGUACUAAAGCCUCAUCUGAUAAGCAGCAUUUUGGAAAGACAGAGAGGAUUGGGAAAGUUGUUGGCAAGGUCAAGCUGGCUUCAAGCCAGACAGUAGUAGUGAGAGAAGAGGUAGAAGAGGAAGUGGUUGAAGAUGCACCUGCUGAAAAAGAACAUGUGCUGAAGCAAAAGGGACCCAAGUACCCACACAAGCUUUCUGCUUUUAAAAGAGUAACCAGCUGGCUCAGUCUAAAGUCUCUCAAGAAAGUAAGCCUGAAAGCUCGUUUUUUGAGAGUGGCACGUGCAAUUGGCAUCUCAGGCUGGCUCUUGAAAAGGUUUGGGAAAAAGAAGAGGAGCAGCAAGCCAUUUGGGUUUAGGAGGAGGAUGGCAAUCAGGAUUGUUAGCACUGCCAGGCUGGUCAGUAGGCAUAGUAGAGCUUCCAUGGAGUUAGUGGGAGCACAGGCAAAAAGAGAACUGAGUAACAAAGGAUCUUCUUGGUCACACGUAGAACAGGAUCAAGCUGGUGUCCAAGUGGCAGCGGGACUGGCCCAAGCAGAGUUGGUGUCACGUGACUCUCCCCUUAAUGAAGCCAGUUCCUCUCUGCAACUGCUAAAUUUGGAUGAGGAAGAGAAGAACAUCCCUGAUGCCAAGUUUGCCAUAGUUUUUCCCAGAGUCCAUCACAUGGUAAAGUCAAAAGGCUCCUCUUCAGACAGCUGUGGGAAUGGCGACCCACAACAGAAGUCAGUGGAUGCUUUGAGCAGGAAGGCAGUGAUGUCUGUGCAGCCAGGCUGUAAUUUUAAACGUGAUCUUCCCAAGCCUUUAACAGAGCAAAGCUGCCAAAAGAGUGGCCGAGGGCUCUCCUGCAGUGAUGAAAUGAAUGAAUCAAUGCUGGAUGAUCGAGCUCAAGUGGAAUCCAUUGCAACACAGUACAGAGUGACCAGGCUUUUAAGCUCCUCAUCCCAACUGAUAAAAACACCAGAGGGUAAGACUACUUCCACAUCUCAAUUCUCCACAAAGGAGCAAGCUUUGCAAUUGCAACAGCAGGCCACUAAACCGUCCUUCUCUCUAGAGGCAGAUGAAGAUUUUUGGUACUCACGGGGCUUUCUUCCACGGGACGAUGAUGGUGAUUCAGGGCAUCUGGGGGCCUCUCCCCGUGAGGGUGAUGCUGACAAAGAGGUUGCAAGCUUCAUUCAGGGUGCUGGGACUGAAGCUACUACCCGGGUGCAUUGGACUCAGCGGCAAAGUCUGGGCUGCGAUCCCAUGACAUGGCUGAACUCUGAGAUGCUGCUCCCACGAAUCACCAUUGAGAACCUCAGCAAAUGGGCUAUGUACAGGGACCAGGAACUGGCCAAGACCCAGAUGCCAAGGGCUUGGAAGGAGAGGUGGGAGGCAGAAGACGUGGCUGAGGAUAUGCUUGAGAUGGAAUUCACACGGAAACAGGUGUACUUGGGUGAAGGUCACACUUUGGAACUAGAGGAGGUUGAAGAUCUCUCCAGACUGGAGGAUGUCUGUGAGAGCUCAGUUCUUCUGUGUCUGAAGAAGAGAUUUCAUCGCAAUUUCAUCUAUACCUAUAUUGGGCAGAUCUUGGUCUCUGUGAAUCCUUUCAAACCCCUCAAUCUCUACUCAGAAGAAGUGAUGGCUCAGUACCGGCAAGAGAUGCUCUCCAAAAAUGCUCCGCACAUCUUUGCUAUUGCAGAAAUGGCUUAUACACUGGCUCAGACAGCAGAGAAAGAGCAGUGCAUCGUUAUCAGUGGGCACAGUGGAUCAGGUAAAACAGAAGCUGCCAAAGCCAUCGUGCAGUACCUAACCACGAUGUACCAAAGACAAGAUGGCCAUAGACUCAAGCAGCCCUGUGAGGUCCUGCCCAUCUUGGAGAGCUUUGGGAAUGCCAAAACCAUCCUCAACGACAACUCGAGCCGCUUUGGGAAAUUUCUGCACGUCCAUCUGAGGCAUGGGGUCAUGGUGGGUACGUCCAUCUCCCAGUAUCUUCUGGAAAAGUCCCGGGUUGUGUUUCAGGCCCAUGGCGAGAGGAGCUACCAUGUAUUUUAUGAGUUGCUGGCAGGGCUGCCCAUGGAGCAGAAAGAGCAGAUGUACCUGCAGGAGGCAGAGACUUACUUCUACCUGAAUCAGGGCAGAGCAUGCAACCUAUUGGGGAAGCAGGACGAUCAGGACUUUACAGCCUUGGUGCAAGCACUGCAGGGGAUUGGCCUCUCGGAUGAUGAGCUGACCUCUAUCUGGGCAAUGCUGGCUGCUGUUCUGCAGCUUGGGAACAUCUGUUUUACCUCCUGUGAGAAAGGAUCCUUUGAACUUGCAGCCAUUCCCAGUGACACAGAAAUCCGGAUUGUGGCCAACUUGUUGCAUGUCUCAGCAGAUCUCCUGCAAAGUGCCAUCACUCAUCGGGUCACUGCAACAUCCUAUGACCGGAUAUUCACCCCUUUGUCUGUAGAAGGUGCCAUCGAUGCCAGGGAUGCCAUUGCCAAGGCUGUGUAUUCCCUGCUCUUCGACUGGCUCCUGGAGAAGAUCAAUGAAUGGCUAGCCCCUCAGGAGAUGGACAGCACUGUGGGCAUUGUUGACAUAUAUGGCUUUGAGGAUCUGGGGGUGAACAGUUUGGAGCAGCUAUGCAUCAACUUUGCCAAUGAGCAUCUCCAGCACUUCUUCAGCCAGACAGUUAUUGCCCAGGAAGAGGAGGAGUACACCCAAGAAGAGCUAGUCUGGAUUCCCAUUUCCAAGACUCACCAAGAGUCAUGCCUGGAUCUGAUUGCUUCAAAGCCCCAUGGUAUCUUGCGCAUCCUGGAUGACCAGACUUCAUUGACCCAGGCCACUGACCAUACCUUCCUCCAGAAGUGUCAUUACCAUCAUGGAAACAGUCCUUUGUACACCAAACCCAAACUGCCAUUGCCAGUCUUCACUGUGCGGCACUAUGCAGGUCCUGUCACCUACCAGGUCCACAAGUUCUUGAAUAAAAACCAUGACCAACUACGCUCAGAAGUCCUCGAUAUUUUCUCCCAGAGCCGCCUCAAGCUUGUGUCCAAAAUUUUCCAGAGGGCCAAAAAUCAUCACAGCCAGUACAGGGAGCUGGGAACAAAGGGCAAAGGGCUCAAGCAUCCAGCCUCAACCCUGGUGUCCAGAUUCCAUCAGUCCCUACUGGAUCUCACGGCCAAGCUGGGAAGGAGCCAUGCUUUCUUUAUUCGAUGCAUCACACCCAAUUCAAAAAAGUUGUCAAACAUCUUUGAUGUGGAAUAUGUCACUUGUCAGCUGAGGCAUUCCGGGAUACUGGAGGCCAUCCAUAUCAGGAAGGAAGGAUACCCUAUCCGCAUCCAAUUCCAGCCCUUCUUAGUCAGGUAUGGGACUCUGGGUGGACCUACACAGAGCAAUUUGCAGGAGAGGGACGACUGCAUCGCAGUGCUGUCGCGUGUGGUGGGGGACGCCUCAGAGCUCUAUCAGAUCGGCAUAACGAAGCUCCCUAUGAGUAGCCUCUGGUAUGAAGAGCAGCAAAGGCUCCAGGGAAUUCAGGGUAAAGUUGAGGUUCUACAAACAUUGCUGCCUGUUAUAGGUACUGCCUGCUCUUCUUGGCCCUUAGCAGUUGUUUCCUCUGGCCAGGUCUUCCUGAAGGAGAAGGCCAAACAGCUACUGGAGAGACGGUGGAAGCAGAAGCAGAGCUGGGCCAUUGUCACCCUCCAGCGGAGGCUCCGAGGCCUCAUCAGCCGUAGGCGUUUUCAGGUCCUCCGACAGAAGGUCACAGUCAUCCAGGCUCAUUUCAGAGGUCACCUAGCAAGGAAACGCUACAAGCGACUGAAGAAGAUGCUGGUGCAGUUCAGGAGAGCAGUUUUAAUCUCCAGGCCUUUGGUGCAAAGAAGGAAGCACUGCCAGAGGCGUGAGGAAGAGAGCAAGAGUGACACCUGCUCAGGAAUGGAUGUGUCACUGCUGGAGAUCCCUGCAGAGCUUGCCGCCCUCCUGCAUUCGGCCAGCGGUCAGCAGUAUGCCCAGGCCAGCCAGAUCACUGAGGUGUCCCCUCCAGAGGUCAAGGCCAGGAGCGACCUCUUCCUCCCACCGAACAUCAAUGAUUAUCCCUUUUCCUCCUUUGCGAGGUCUCACUUCCAGGAGCUGAGCUUUCCUGCCCUUGGUCAGCCCCUGCAGCACCCUGUAACCCGUCUGGAGCCUGAGUACAAGCAGAGCACCCUGGAGAUCAACAAACUGAUUCUGCGGUUCCUUGCGGACCAGAACCUCCAGGACUGGCAAGAGGUGCUUCUGGGUAACUACAUCACCAGCCGAGGGUUGAGAGCUCCUGUCCUGCGCAAUGAGAUCCUGAGCCAGGUGGCCACCCAGAUGUGGAAGAACCCAGAUGGGGAGCAGUGCCAGCGAGGCUGGGUCCUGAUGGCUGCUCUCCUGAGUGCCUUUACCCCUCUGCCAGCACUGGACAAGCCCUUGCUGAAGUUCGUUUCAGACCAUGGGCUGGAAGGCUACAAUGCCAUCUGCCAGCGCAAGAUCCUCACAGCAAUGCAAGAGACAGAGAUGGUCCCUGAGGUGUCCCGUGUGCACCCCCCAACCCAGCUGGAGUGGACUGCCAACCAAAGGAAAGGGAAGAUGGUGCUGGAUGUCUUCACCUACAGUGAGGAAAAGUUCUCUGCUGAGGUGGAGUCCUGGACAACAGGGGAACAGUAUGCAGGUUGGAUUCUGAGCACAAGAGGCUUGGACAAGGUCCCUCGAGGAUGGUCUGUGUCCGUAUUCACAGGAGACACUUGGCAGGACCUGCUUGGCUGUGACUUCGUGCUGGAUGUCAUUGGAGAGAUGGAGGGGACUGGUUGGCCCUCUCUAUCCUCAUCUGAUUAUCCCAUCAUGCCUGAGGGGGACAGGAGCUUUCAUCAGAGCGCCUUUCUGGAUACGAUUCCUCCUGCACCAGGGAUCCAGGCUCCCUCUUUCCCUCCGCCCUCCCUGUCUCCUGACUUUAAUGGCCCGGAAAGCCCCUACUCAGGCAGAAGUGACUUCAGAUUCCCCAGAGCCUUGGACCACUAUGUGGAUGAUCUGUUCAAACCAGUGCUCUACCAAGGGCCCAGAACACCAAAUAUGGAGAGCGGAGGGAAUCUAACUGAACGCAUGAAAGGAGGAGGGAAGAUUGGGCCAACCCAGCAAACAGCCUUUCCUACUGCAGGUUACCCUGGAAUCAUGCAAGUACCUGCAUACCAGCCCAUGCCAAUGAUGGGUGGAAUGAUGCCAGCACCCAUGCCAAUGAUGCCAUCUAUGGGUGGGAUCACACCUAUGCCAGCCAUGGUUUUGCCUCAGCCCCAGCCGGUGGUCCCAUCUGUAGACCCUAAUCAGAUAGCUGCACAACAGCAGGCCUUUAUCAACCAGCAUGCCUUGCUCAUGGCACAGCAGAUGACCCUGCAGGCCAUGACCAUCUCCCAGGAACAACAGCGGCGGCAGCGGCCAAGGUCUCCUGAGCCCUCAAGGUCAAGACAAGCCAAAAUCCCAUCACCAGCUCCAGUGCCAGCACCAGCGCCAGCUCCUGCUCCAACUCCAGCACCUAAACCCACCAAAUCCAGCAGCAACCAGAAUGCUGAGCCACCACAGUCCCUGCCAGAGGCCACAACAUCGAUCUACACCUACUUGGAUGCCUCAGACAGUAAUGAGGGCACCUUGCCUCUAGAGACCUUCCAGCAGAAGAGAGAGUACUUCCAGAGAAUGGGGCAGCAAAAGAUCUUUGUGAAGAAGGUCAGACCCCCUCCCACAAAGCCACAGCCAAAUGAGGCACCAAAGGCAACGGCCUCCAGUCCGCAACCAGAGGCAGUCCCUGCACCCCCCUUGCCAACUCCCAUUCAGAAGCCAGAAAAACCAGUCACUAAAGCAAACAAGGAGCCUGGGGUGAAGCAGUCGGGGCCAGUGCCCAAGGCCAAGCCCAGCCGGGAGAUCCGCAACAUCAUCAAGAUGUACCAGAGUAGGCCAGCCCCAGAGCCACAGCCCACUGAGCUCUUGAGGACAUCCAAGCCCUUUAUAAAGAAGAAUGACCCCAAGAAUGAAGCUCUGGCAAAGUUGGGGAUAGCAACGUAUCAGCCUCCUGACUCACUGACAGCUUUGGCACCAGAGAAUAGCCACAAGGGAGUGCCACCACCACCACCACCUCCCAAGUCCAACUCCAUCCGGGAAAAGCAGCUACCGCUCAUGAAUAUCUUUGGCCAGCCGCCAACCUCUCCCCCAGGUUCUCAGAUCCCUCCGCCUCCCCCUGGUCUGCCCCCACCUCUUCUGUUUGCAGAUCCAGCCAAGCAGGAGUCUGAGCUGAGAGGCUCUGCCCGGACCAUAACAGAAGAUGAUGCUAGCAUCAAGACCCAGCUCUAUAAGCUCACUGCCAGUGUCAGCUUCUCCUAUACCAAUGUCGCCUGGAAAAUCUUCCUACGCAAAGAGGUGUUUUACCCCAAAGAAAACUUCAGUCACCCCUAUUCUCUGAACCUCCUGUGUGAGCAGAUCAUUCGAGACACUUACUCUGACUCCUGCUUUCGGAUCUCCAAGGAGGAGAGGCGGAAAAUGAAAGACUUGUUGGCGGAGUUCCAGGUUGGCCCGGAUGCCAGCUCCAUUCUGGAGGAUGGAUUCAAGAAGAGGAUCGUGGUGGCUGCUCGAGAUAACUGGGCCAACUACUUCUCCCGCCUCUUCCCAGUUCAGGGCGAAAAUGGAAGCGAUGUCCAGAUCCUGGGGGUUUCUCACCGGGGCCUCCGGCUGCUGAAGAUAGUAAAAGCAGCUGGAUUUAGCCCUGAACACCUGAAGAUCCUUUGCAGCUAUAGUUUUGCAGACAUGAUGUCCGUAGAGCUGAAGGGCAGAAACACCCUGGAGUUCUCACUGAAGAAUGAGCAGCUGAUCCUGCACUCGACAAAAGCUCAGCAAGUCAAGGCUAUGGUGGAGCUCUUCCUCCAGGAGCUGAGGCAGGACUCCAACUACGUUGUCGCUCUGCGCAGCUACAUCACAGAUGACAAGAGCCUGUUGAAUUUCAAGAAAGGCGACAUCAUCAAGUUACUUCCCAUUCAUGGGUUGGAGCCAGGAUGGCUGUUUGGCUCCAUUGGCGGCCGGUCCGGCCUCUUCCCUGCCAACUUGACGCAGCUGGCAGCAGUCCCUGAUUACCUCAGUGCCAGCAUGGAGAGAAUCGAGGGUGUGCGGAAGAGCCCGAGGAGUGACUUGCGGGGGAAGAGUGUCCGCAAGGAGAGCUUUGCCUCCAGCCUGUCAUUGGAAACCGCCACCACUGCCACCUUCCCUGCUGCUGAUAACUACACCAUGGUGGACUUUGCCCUGGCUCACUUCCGGGAGAUCCAGACCUCGUUGGGAUGGAAGGGGAUGAGUGCAGAGAAGAGAAGCAUCGCUGUCCUGGUCCAGUACACCAAGGUCCCAAUCCAGGAGCCGCUGCUCCCCUACUCUGACACAGAGCUGAAUGAGCUGGCUACAAAGAAUUUCAUGACUUUGAUGCGCUUCAUGGGAGACCAGCCAAAAGUCAAGAACCAGGACGAGAUUGAUUACUGCUAUGAAAUUCUUCAGCUCUGCAAAGAGAAGGAGAACCUGCGCGAUGAGAUUUACUGCCAGGCCAUCAAGCAGGUCACCCAGAACCCCAAGCCGGAAAGCUGUGCACGUGGCUGGAUACUCCUGGGCCUGCUUGCUGGCUACUGCCUUCCCUCAAGCAUCUUCAUGCCCUACGCAACCAAAUUCUUUCAGCAAGCCAGCUCUGAUACAUCCAGCAUACACCAAGAAAUAGCCAGCACCUGCCAGGGCAACCUGCGGAAGACGGUUAUGUAUGGGGGCCGCCGGCAUCUGCCCUUCCGUGUGGAGAUGGAAGCACUUCUGAAGGGGCAUGGGUCCCGCCGGCUGGUGAUCUUCCUGCCUGGAGUCCUGGAAUAUGGCACCAAAAUCCGGACAUUCACUGUGGCUGCAGACUUGGUGCAGGAGAUCUGUGAGCAGAUGGCGGUCAGCGAGACGCAGGAAAUCAAGGAGUUUGCUCUUUUUGCCACUAAGGACAAUGGGAAGGUGGCCAAGGCAAUCCGUCCAGAGGAGUACAUCCAUGACUAUCUGCUAGAAGACACUUCAUUGAAACUGAAGAUCCGCAGGCUCACCUGGAAAACCCCACUGCACUUUGAGAACGAGGUUUACAUCAGCCUCCAUUAUGGCCAGGUUCUGUCUGAUUACUUGACUGGGAAACUGCUGCUGAACUACAGCAAUGACCUGGAGAAGCAUGUGGGCACCUUGGCACUGUUUCAGCACUGGGCCAAGAGAGUGGACUUACCACCCUCCAAGGAGGCGAUAAUGGAGUACACCCCAAAGCAAGGGCUUCCACCCAUCAACAUGCAGAAUCUCCAAACCACUGUCAAGCAGCUCCUGGUAACCACACGGCCACUUGACCCAAAGGAGGCAAAAAUCCAUUUCAUAGAGCAUGUGGUCCAGCUACCACUCUUUGGCUACAACAUUUACACUGUGGAGAGGACCAGUGACCAGAGGAUCCCUGUACCCUGUGUCAUCGGAGUGAACAGGGAGCAGAUCAUCCUGGUGGACAGGGAGACUCAGGAGAUCCACUUUGUCCUCCCACUGAAGGAGAUGCAAAGGAUGAGAACCUUGAGGCCCAUGGAUGACUCCGGGCCACCUGGUCUGGAAGUGAAUUACGGCACUGCUGAGGAUCCCAAAACCAUCUGGUUUGAACUGCAAAAGGCUAAAGAAAUGUAUCAUACGAUCUCCAUCAUCUUGGAUGAGGGAGAAUUUCAGCUUUAGAGAUGCAUGCCAGCCCUCUCUUUGCUUCAGCUCUGGACACCACAUUAGCACUCCUGGCAUGAGCUCUGACAGUGUUCAGAGGUGCCCUCCCUUCCCUGCUGCCCAGGAUUGUCACCACAUCUAAGUUCCAUCUUCUAUCCUGCCUCACUACAACUCUGAACAGCCUCCCCUCGUGCACCCUACCAUCUCUUCGGACCACAGAGAUGUCAGCUGCCUUCACUGUCCGCUGGAGUUGUAGAGGUGCCCCACCCAGUAAGCCUGGCUUCCAGGAAGCAGAACAAGAUUGGCUUUUUUCCACAGGCUCUGAGCCCCACUCCUAGAACAGCCAAGCAGGUGAAAGUAAGGAAGGGAAAGGCCAGUGACUUCAGGAAACAGCAGGGGGUUGCCUGGGGUGGCAUCCCUCCCAUGCCAAUUAAUCUCUCAAAUAGUAACAGCAGCAGAGACUGGUGCUUUUCAGAGACUUUGCAUCCCAAGGAGAAACCAGGGCUCAGAUAUGACUGCAUUUGUCAGGGGUGAAGUGCCUGAGACCAGCUCCUACUCCACCCUGAAGUGCAAGAACUGCCCUGGCCCAGAUUCCUACCAACAGAAACCUGCCUGAAAGCAUCCCCGUAACUCACAGGACAGAUCAGCAUUAAUACACAAUCAUGACACCUGCCAAGGCAGAGGUUGGGUUGCAUUGGUAAGAAAGUUUACUGCUAAAUUGGUUUACUAUUAACUGUACAGUAUAUGCUGCUUUUUCUUUCUAACAUAGCCCUCACUUAGAAUUGAGAUACAACAUCUGUGGAUACCUGACUGAGUUCUUAGCCUAUCUCCCCACUGGAAUAUUAUGGAUUGGAGGAAAGAAAUGCAAGGUCCUUAAUUUAUUUUUAUUAUUUUGGAUUCCCAGUUGGACUGAUGAGGUUUAUGCUUCUGCAGAAGCAAAAUUAAAUUUUUUUUUAGCUGCUAAA
Alligator mississippiensis (American alligator) is the source of this 11559-nucleotide messenger RNA. It is a transcript of the gene MYO15B, whose product is annotated as myosin XVB. Gene Ontology annotation, cellular component: cytoskeleton; myosin complex. Gene Ontology annotation, molecular function: protein binding; cytoskeletal motor activity; ATP binding. The transcript is spliced from 65 exons. The record is from RefSeq and is a predicted model, not a curated record. Lineage: Eukaryota; Metazoa; Chordata; Crocodylia; Alligatoridae. Bases 38 to 10612 code for a protein of 3524 amino acids.